AUGCAUUUUUUUAAAAAUCGGAGGAUUUUUACAAGUCUGACAAGUUUAUUUUUUAUCCAGUUGAUCUUAAUUCUUGGAUUUGUCUACUUUGGAGCAUUUGUAAACAGUAAUGUGGACGUUAGCGAGCCAUUUUCGAAUGGAAACAUCAAAUUUAUCAAUAAAGAUUCAGUAGACUCAUCAAAGUCAAAUAAAAUACAUCAUCAAUAUUCAACUCCUACAUUUAUGAAACUAGUUAAUAAUGAUCAAUUUAGCAAUCAUUUUCUCAGAAUUCAGAAGGAAGUCACAAUCAGCUCUGACAUUACCGAAAAGCUUCAUCUUCAAAAGAUUUGUUUUAAGGAGGGAGUUCAAGCCCCAAUUGAAUUAACUCGAGCUUCUCAUGAUGUAAACAAUAAGACUGAAUAUUACAGCGAUUUGAGCGCAUGCAUUUGUCAACCGGAAUGGCAUGGACAUGCAUGUAGCGAGCCAGAAAUAAUUUGGAGAGCCUUUAUUGCAUCACGUCAACCAAUGAGCAAUCCACCAAAAAUCAUAAAACAUCCUCAUAAUGUUUUCUACAUUAUCGAAGGUGUCACAAGCAUUAACAUGGAAACUUUAGAAAUUCAAAUGUUGGAACUUAUAAACAUUGUCAAUCUUUUUGUAAUUUGUGACUUGAUAAAGGUUGAAGAUUCAUCAAUUCUUAUGAAACAUCAGAUGAACAAAGGUUUUUUGCAGUCGUUUAAAGAUCAAAUACUUUUAGUCAAGGAUGAAACAUGUUCAAGUGGCAACGUGUAUCGACAAAUGAAGAAAAUUUUAGGAUCACAAAUUCACCCCCUUGAUGUAUUGAUUUAUGGACACAGAGAUGAGAUUCUCAAUCGAAAAGCUGUUAAGUACUUGAAAUGGCAUAGUAAUUGGCCUCAACCUCUUCGUUUUCGUCUUAAAUGGAAUGUCUAUGGAUUCUUUUUUCAACAUCCUGAUAAAACCGUUAUCAGCUCUAUCGCAUGCCAAAUUAAUGUUUUCGAACAAAUCUACGGAUCUGAUGCCAAUAAAAUUCAAUCUAAUCAAAACAGUCCAACAAUUAUAACCGUUGGUGAUCUUAAUCAUAUUGGUGGAUGGUUUUGUGAGUUCUGUCACCAACCUAUUGAUAUUAUUAGAAAACUUCACUUAGAUAGUAAAAUAAUAACAAAUAAAUCGAAUGAUCCACUCAAAGAAACUUAUCAUCGGAAGCCUAUCAUUAAUAUAGAAUUCGUUCAAAAUCUUAUUCAACAUGGACUUUAUAUCGAUGGAAAACUUCAACUAAAGAAACUUCAACAUUAUAACGACGUAAAAUAUUUCAGUCCAGAAUCAGUUACAAAGGAUCGUUGGAAAUUUGAUAACAUUGUGUCGAAUUUCUUUUCAAAAUGGGAUGACGGACUUGAAAAUGAUGAUGAUUAUUGA
Messenger RNA from Clunio marinus, 1410 nucleotides. The record is from the annotation of a GenBank genome assembly. Lineage: Eukaryota; Metazoa; Arthropoda; Insecta; Diptera; Chironomidae.